Messenger RNA from Candoia aspera, 3648 nucleotides. It is a transcript of the gene TPRN, whose product is annotated as taperin. The transcript has 4 exons. Gene Ontology annotation, molecular function: phosphatase binding. The record is from RefSeq and is a predicted model, not a curated record. Lineage: Eukaryota; Metazoa; Chordata; Lepidosauria; Squamata; Candoiidae. The coding region runs from base 16 to 2412 and encodes 798 amino acids.
CCUCCUAUCCAAUGAAUGGCGGCGGCGGCGCCGACCGGGGCGGCCGCGGCUUUCCCCUUGAAAUUCAGAAACGCCCCGAGAGCUCGCGGGCGGCCAAUCGAGACCGCCUUUCACUCGCCGAGGCGGAACUCCGCCGCGACAGCCAAUCGGCGCGGCCGCUCCCUCAGGGCGCUCACCGCAGCGGCCGAUGGGCGGCGCUAUCGCCGGCGGGGCCAGGAAGUCGCUGGCGGCGGCGGCGGCGGCCGCUUGGCCGGGUCGGAGGCUGCCGCGCCCGCAGGUCCCCGCCCGCCCGCCAUGAGCAGCCCCCGGGAGGGCGCGGCGGCCGAGGCGCCGGCCUGGAAGCGGGCCCUCCUCGAGCGAAAGCGGGCCAAGCUGGCGGCCGGCAUGGGUCUGGAGCGUGGCCCGGCGCCGCGGCCCGGCGAGGCCCCCGACGGGCGCGAGCCGGGGGCAGUGGUGGCCGAGAGCCUGGGCCCGCUGCGGGAAAACCCCUUCAUGCGCCUGGAGAGCGAGCGCCGGCGGCGGCGGCGGCGGCGGCGGGACGCCUGCGAGCCGGCGGCGGCUUCCCCCUCGGCUCCCGCGGAGCCCCCGGCCUUGUCGCAGCUGCUGCAGCUGUACGGCGCCAUGCCCGGCAUCCGCACCAUCCGCGCCGACAACAUUCUCAUCAUCGAGUCGUGCGACGCGGCCGCGCCCGCGGGGCCUCCCCGGCAAGAGGGCAGUGGAAGAGCAGAAGCCGGAGACGCCCGCGGCGGGACCCCACUGCGGGACCUGCUCUCCCGCGGCGGCGAUCCCGUCACCGAGAUCCGCGCGGCCCAAGUCGUCGUCUACGAACCCGCAGCGCCCCCGCCCGCUGCCAGCCCCGAUUCCGGUCGGGUCAGCCGGCUGCUGCAGAAGUUCGACCGCGCUGCGAAAGGGAAGGGGCGAGGGGGCGAUGCCCCCGCCCUGUCGGUGCCUCCCCCGCCUGGCUCGCGCGCCGCCCGGCCCGCCUCCCCGCCGGUGGUCCCGGGCAGCGGCAGUAAUUUCAUGCAGAAGAUCGGCUCCAACUCGUUUAUGGUGAACCCCCGGGGGCGACCCCCUAGAAUGGGAGCCGCCUCUGGGCUCAGUAAUGGGCUGGUGAAGCCGGCCGACGCUCCCCCUCCGUCUCCCUCCGGGAGUCUCGGUCAGCUUGGGGCCACCACCAUCCCUGAAGCCGUGCCAUCCUCCAGGACGUCCGUGGCUUCGUCUCUGCUGGAAGCCAGGGUAGGGAAGCCAAAGCCCGAGGCUGCCGUUGAGACCUUGCCACAGCCGCUCCCACCGUCCAGUGCCAGUCCGGACAGCCGUGCCUCCGCUGGUCCAGCCCGGCCCACACCGCUCUUCAGCUCCAGGUGCUCCUUUGAGAUCCGCCCAGCGCCCAAGCCUGAUCUAACUGCCAUUCCUGCUCAUGAUGUCCAGGCGCGGGCCUUGGCCAGUCUGCGUCUCAACUCCCGUAACUCUUUUCUUUUUGUGCCCUGUCGGAAAGAGGAGGCCCCCAAUCAGCCUGGACCCCCAGAAGCUCUCUCAUCUUUGCCCGGAGAGGCCCUUCCGGUUGUCCCUGAGAAGCCAGCUGAGGCGCUGGUCCCCGUGACGAACAUCGAUGAGGAUUUAGUAGCGCUGGUGCCCGCAAACAUGGCUCCCUUGAAAGUCUUGAGCCCGAGACUGGAGGGCUUUGAUGUGCCCCGAGAAGGUGCCUUGGCUCUUGAGAGGGAGGAGUCUGCUUUACCCAUGUACCGGCCCCUUUCUGCUGGUUCUGUCCUUCUGUCUCGGAAAAGUACCAGAACCUUCACCGUAGUGCCCCAAAAGAAGCCCCCCGCUGCUGACUCAGAGACCUUCAACAGAGCAUGGCUGUGGGAGGAGGAGGAGGGGGAGGAAGAGGACAGAAGCCAAACUGAAGCCAAGGCAGGAGCCCUCCGCCGGGAAUUGGAGCACGUCAAAAAGCGCUAUCCCACCGUGAAUGAGAUUGAAGUGAUAGGGGGCUACCUCUCUCUGGAUAAGUCCUGCAUGAGCAAAUCAGGUUUUCGGCGCAAAAAGAUGAAGAUAUCUUUCAAUGAGGCCAGCUUGCAAACAAUGUUUGAAUAUCCAUCUGAGAGCUCCUUCAUGGAGGAGGAGGAGGAGGAGGAGGAGGAAUAUGCCACAGAAGUAGAUGAGAAGCUUGCCUUUUUCAUUCCUCGCCCAAGCAGUACCAUGAACUCAAGCACAAUAGACUCAGGUUUGUCGAGUCACACUCCAAAGCACCCCCUAGGCCUCAGCAAGUGGCAGGAGCAGCAGCACGAGACACAGCCUCUGAGCGUCGGAUCCCUUCCACCGGAGACUGACCUGUCGGAUCAGCAAGUCAUGCUCACCCCUGCCGAGAAGAGCCACCUCUCUGAUUUCAGCAGCGAACCUGCACUCUACUUCUAACGAGUCUGGAGUGGAUGCCGAAGAGAGAUGUUCCAGGUACCCCUGCGCCCCCCACCCCCAGGUAUCUGUGGAGGAGCUUUGAGAGACAAAGGCGGCCUGUGAAGCCAAACCUCUCUUCCCUCAUCAGGUAUUGAGACGCCCUGGAGGGCCUCAUGUCCAAAAGCACGUCUUGUUUUGGCAGCGUGAGUUCCUUACCUGCAGCCUUACUGGUCUGAAAAGAAAUGCCCGAAGAGCAACUCCUGAGGUGUCAGAUGCCAGACACUUGGAGUGCUUUUGGGCACUAGGCCGAGCUGCUCCCUCCAGCCAGAUGUGUGAGCUGGCUCAGUGAUGAGCGUGGUGCCAAGCAAGCGAGCCGUGAUUUGGCAGCUGUGACCUAAUGGAAGAUAUUACGCUGGAGUUCACCUUGGGGAAAUCACACUCCGGGCACUUGCAGCAGCAGCCUUUGGGUCGUUCAGCUGGGCAAUUAACGGCAAACGCUGUUGUCUUUAGGAGACUCGUCAAACGAGUGGAUUCUGUGGCUUAAACGUUCCAGCCCUCAAAGGGCCAAUCACAAAUCAGUGCCCUAAUUGGAUGCUGGUAUUUCCGUGACCAAAUCAGGCAGAAGCUGGGCCCUGCAGCAGAUUCUUAUAUGCAUCUUGUGGCAACUGGAAUCCUGUAGAAAGCUGGCAGUUUGUGAUCUUUAGUCUUUCUUGAGCUGAUCCUCGGUGCACACAUUUUCUUUGCCAGAUCCAAAAUUUCGGUAACUUGAGGCUUAAGAGUUCCUGUGUCUGAAUGAAGCUCUAGGCAAGGUGGCCAACCCUUCAUUUGCAGUGCCACUGAGUACCGUUCCACUGCUGGGGGCAUCUUCCCCCGCACAGCUCUUAGAAUCAGGUUUUCCAGGGUGGCACAGUAAAUGACUCUGAAUCCUGGGAGAAUGGAUGGAGGUGACAAUUUUACUUCAGAGGAAGGAUCAGAGAGCCAUGGAGACUCACGGCUCUCUGAUCCUUCCCCUCUGAAGUAAAAUUAUCACCUUUUGCUGCCAUGUUUUCCAGAAAGCAGCUGGUCCGAUCAUCUGGAGGAGGAUUAUGCUGUCUGACUGGCUAGUGCUGCAUUCACAUUGUGGAAACCAGAGCAAACACUAUCUUUAGCGUGUCAGCAGCACUCCCAGCAACAGCAGCAGGUUGUGUGUUUAUGUAUGUGACUCAGCCGCACGGUUAGCCGCCUACGAAAGGACCAAGUUUUAAACCUCCUGGAGAG